AACAAAAAUAACCAGAAAUCAUAAGCACACUAAAUACUUUAAGUUCCUCGAUCUCGGAAGAUCUCAACAAACGUAUCUAUGUCCUUUAGCUCCUUAUAGUUGCUCUUACCCUAAUCCAUAUCCAGGCUUUGUUCAAUGUUUCCUUUCCCUCAUGAUCAUCAAAGCGAAUAUUUGGGAUUCGAAGUAUCUUCGACUCCCCAACAAGAAGAUUUUAUGCAACAAGAUCUGAUCAUGAUGCCGGAUAGUCUUGACGUUUUGCCAUCUCAUGAUCUGCAGGGAUUCAGUUUAUCCAAUAUUAAUAUUAGUGAAGCAAAUGUUAAUAAUAAGGAUACUGAUGCGCACGAGAGGAAGAUCAUGCGUAGGGACAAUGAGCGCCAACGGAGACAACUUAUGGCGAUUCGUACUGCAUCACUUCGAUCCCUCCUCCCUCUUGAAUCCAUCAAGGGAAAACGUUCACUCUCGGAGCACAUCAACGAAGCAGUGAAUUAUAUAAAGCAACUGAAGGAGAAGAUACAGGAGCUGAAUGCCAAGAGGGAAGAGCUUAGAAGGGUGCAUCAACAAUAUUACAGUAGUUCUGCUCAUGAUUUCAGUCCUGAAAUUACUGGAAAUUUGGGUACUAAGAGUACUUCCAAUAUCAUGGUUGGCCCAACAUGUUGGGGUGGAGUGGAGAUUGUGGUAAGUACUAGUAGUACAAAUUGCAGUGAGCUAGAAGGGUUUGCUCUUUCAGGAGUACUGAAAGCAUUGCUUGCGGAGGGCCUUACCAUUGUGGAGUGUGCUUCCACCACAGUAAAUCAGAGGUUGUUUCACACUAUUCAGUGUGAGGUAUGGCUGCUGAAUCCUUUAAAAUUUGAUUACUCCCUCGAUCUUACUACGGCUAAAACCAUGGAUUCAACAAAUUAGUUCAUAGUGUUUGUUAUUCAAAUUCGCAUGCAGGUGGAAGAUUUGGCUUGUCAGAAUUUGCCUGAGCUGCAACUGAAACUGAAUUAUUUAUGCAAUUCUGGCUAGUCAGCAUGACAUUCUAGUUGGGAGAUAGGUAUUCCCUUCACUACGUUGAUUGAACAACUUUGAUCAGAACGGAGCCUAGCUAGAUAACUU
This is a messenger RNA of Fragaria vesca subsp. vesca, 1095 nucleotides long. Its product is annotated as transcription factor bHLH126-like. Gene Ontology annotation, biological process: regulation of transcription by RNA polymerase II. Lineage: Eukaryota; Viridiplantae; Streptophyta; Magnoliopsida; Rosales; Rosaceae. Gene Ontology annotation, molecular function: DNA-binding transcription factor activity, RNA polymerase II-specific; RNA polymerase II transcription regulatory region sequence-specific DNA binding; protein dimerization activity. Bases 136 to 900 code for a protein of 254 amino acids. Gene Ontology annotation, cellular component: RNA polymerase II transcription regulator complex. The record is from RefSeq and is a predicted model, not a curated record. The transcript is spliced from 2 exons.